UCGGGGCAAGACUAAGACUAAGGCUAAGAUGGGUAACGGGGUCAACGCUCCAGAUUCAGAUUUGUGAACUCGAACAAAUUCUCUCAAGCUUCAUCAUCCUGAUCUCCAUUCGAGCUAGUCUUUUUAUGCAAAUGGGUGUUCGUGUUCCAAUGGCCGUUUGCAACUAUCGAGUAUUUCUGAGCUUCAGAGGACCAAAUUCACGCGACAGUUUUGUCAAGUACUUCUACGACCGGCUCAGAGGCUCGGGGAUUGUGGCAUUUCUAGAUCGCAAAGAGAUCAAGUACGGUGAAAAGAUCGAUAACAAGAUCGUGGAAGCCAUCAAGCAUUCCGACAUCUGCAUCCCUGUAUUCUCCGAGGACUUCGCUUCUAGCCCAGCUUGCCUGAUGGAAGUGGCCCAAAUGGUGGAGUCGGAUAAAGAAAUUCAUCCCGUUUUCUUUGGCGUGGAGCCCUGCGUCGUUCGCCGUCAGCUGGGAACAUAUGAAAAGGCAUUUGCCGAGCACGAGCGCAAAAACAGAUAUCCCGGGUCAAUUGAAAAGUGGAAGGCUGCUCUGAGAGAGAUUGGUGAUAUUAGGGGACCGGUUUUCAAGGAUCUCUUCAGCGGGUAUCAAGAACUAGAGGAUUUCAUUUCUGAACUUUGGAAACUCUUGAAGAUGGAUGAGCAAGACGUGACUAAAAAUUUAGUUGGAAUAGAUAGAGACAUGCCAGAGAUGAUGCGAAAGCUUGGUUUCAAAUAUCAGGAUGGACAAAUUGUUAAAGAAAAGGAGAUGACAGGGAGAUGGGUGCUUGCAGUGUGCGGUCUGCCCGGGGUUGGCAAAACCACUCUUGCAAAGGUGGUAUACAACAAAAUCGGUCACCUAUUUGAAGGUUGUAGUUUUCUUGAAAAUGUUCGGGAUAAGAUUGAACAAAAAAGUGUGGUAUCUCUGCAGAAGAAGUUAAUUCGUGACCUCAAGAGAGGAGAAUGUCCAAAGGUGGAAUCCUCCCAUCAAGGUACCACAAUUAUACAGCACCUAUUCAAAACAAACAGAGUUCUCAUUGUCCUGGAUGAUGUGGACGACCUUAAACAAAUCAAACCAUUGGCUGAGCAGCUAACUUGGUUUGAUCUGGGAAGCAUUAUCAUCCUCACGACCAGAAGAAAAAAUGUCAUCGAAAAUUAUUGCAAGGUUCAAAAAAACAAGGAUCAUGAGGUAAAUGUUAUCCAUGAACAUGAGGUUUUAUCAAUGAGUGAAAAUCAUGCCCUUGAACUUUUCUGUAUGCAUGCUUUUGGACUAGAUCAUCCGCUAGAGGGCUACCAUGAAAUGUCAAGCGAAAUCACUUCUGCUAUCGGAAAUCUUCCUUUUGUUGUUGAAACUGUGGGAAAAUAUUUGUAUUGGAAGAGCAAAGAAAUAUGGACGGAGACUCUGAAUCAUUUAAAAAGAGGGCUGGAAGAAGAAGUGGAACGAAUGUUGAAGAAAGACUUUGACCAUUUGAGUGAAAAUGCAAAACAAAUAUUUCUUGAUAUAGCAUGUUUCUUUACCGGGGUUGAAAAGAGAAUCCCCUUUUACAUGUGGGCUGCCUGUGGAUGUGACCCAUAUAGAGGUGUCGGUGACCUUCAAAGUAUGUCUUUUCUAAAAAUUGGAGAAGAAAAUGAGUUUUGGGUGCACAAUCAACUAAAAUUCUUGGGAAGAGAAAUUGUCAAGAAAGAAGAUAAAGACCCCGGGCAGCGCAGCAGGCUAUGGGAUUACAACGAUGUCCAAACAACAUUGCGCGAAAAAAAGGGUACCAGCAAGGUUGAAGCUCUUCGUGUGACCCCCAAUUUUAAUCAAGUUGAUGGUGAAGUAUUUCAUCAUCUAUCAAGUCUGAGGUUUCUUGAGUUGGACAAUGUUGAUAUUGAAGGAAAUCCUGAGAAUCUUCUUCCAAAGCUAGUAUGGCUUGAUUGGCGCGGAUGCCAUGAGAAAUCUAAGUUGUUUGCAUUCAAAAUGGAAAACCUGGUAAUUCUCAACUUAUGCCCAAGCUCAGUCAAAUUGAAUUUGGAAGACUGGAAACAAUUGAUGGAGAAGGCUGGGAGUUUGAAAGUCUUGAACCUAAAAGGUUGUACUUGGAUCAAUUCAUGUCUGGAAUUCCCUGCCUCAACGCAGUUAGAAUGCUUGGUCCUGGAAGGUUGUUUAUUAUUAAGCCCAACGACUCAGAAAUCCAUUUCUAACUUUGAGAAUUUAGUUUCCUUAAACAUGAAGUGUUGCAAAUUCGUUAAAGAUUUGCCACAAGCACUGUGUUCCAUGAAAGCAUUGAAAGAGCUUCUCAUUGAUGGAACUAAAAUUGAAAGACUUAAAUUCGAGGAAGGCUCUCUGCCGGCACUUGAAAUUCUCAGUGCUUGCAAAUGUGAAGCAUUGGGUGAUGUCACUGAUUCCAUUAAAUUGUUAAAGAAUCUUCGGAAGCUUAUUUUAAGAAGUUGCAAAAACCUAAAAGAACUUCCGGCUGUCAUUGGAGAGCUUGUUUCACUACAGGAAAUGGACCUGUCGGAGACCUUAAUUAAGGAAUUACCUCCUUCUGUCAAAUAUUUGGAAAAUCUUGAAGUGUUAAAGAUGGUUGGUACUUACCUAAAAGGAAUUCCUGAAGCCAUAAAAGAUCUUAAGAAGCUUAAAGAGUUGGAUUUCACCCACUGCGGAAGUUUGACGGGACAUUGCAACAUUCAGGGAUUGUUCUCUUUGAGAAUCUUGAGAUUAAAAUACACAAGAAUUUCUGAAGUGCUCGCCAGAGAUGAAGGGCAAUUUUGUCUCCACAUCCUUGAGUUAGCUGAUGGUGUCACUAGGCAGACGGCUUCAUAAUUUCGCUUUAGCUCAGACCUUGUUGUUGACAAAAUGCAGAUGAUCCUGUGUAUGUCAUGCUUUAGUCUUGAAGGUGGAAAA
Syzygium oleosum is the source of this 2882-nucleotide messenger RNA. RefSeq names its product disease resistance protein L6-like. NCBI's taxonomy places the organism in Eukaryota, Viridiplantae, Streptophyta, Magnoliopsida, Myrtales, Myrtaceae. Gene Ontology annotation, molecular function: ADP binding. The record is from RefSeq and is a predicted model, not a curated record. The transcript is spliced from 4 exons. Bases 126 to 2801 code for a protein of 891 amino acids. Gene Ontology annotation, biological process: signal transduction; defense response.